Molecule: messenger RNA, 1830 nt
Organism: Solea senegalensis (Senegalese sole)
Lineage: Eukaryota; Metazoa; Chordata; Actinopteri; Pleuronectiformes; Soleidae
Product: insulinoma-associated protein 1a-like
Exons: 1
Coding region: 411-1769 (452 amino acids)
Biological process (GO): neuron differentiation; regulation of cell cycle process; negative regulation of transcription by RNA polymerase II
Cellular component (GO): nucleus; transcription repressor complex
Molecular function (GO): RNA polymerase II cis-regulatory region sequence-specific DNA binding; DNA-binding transcription repressor activity, RNA polymerase II-specific
Source: RefSeq, a predicted model, not a curated record
CGGGGAGGGGGGGUGAACACAAUAAAACCCUCAGGUACAUCUGCUUUGCAAUCUGCAAAUCCUCCUCCUUCUCCAUUAACCCCUCCUCUCUCUCUCUCUCUCUCUCUCCAUCUCUCCAUCCUCCCACACCCACUCUCCUCCAAAUCCACGGGGAGCUCGGCUCCUCCUGAUUGGUCGAGGAUGAGGCAACGAGGGGCACGAGAACAAUGUCAUCGUGUGGCCUUAAAAAGAGUGCAGCAAUGUUUGAGCUGAAGACACCAGAGCAGCAGCAGGAGAAGAAGAGCAGAGGACCUUCAUCAUCAUCGUCAGGAGGAGGAGAAGGAGAGCAGAGUCAGAUGUUUGUGAGAAUCUGAAAGUGGAUUUUUCUUCUUCUUUUUCUCGGUGAAGUUUCUCCUCGUGCUUCCUUCAUCAUGCCCAGAGGAUUCCUGGUCAAAAGGAACAAGAAAACCAACCCGGUCUCUUACCGGGUCCGGUCUGAUGAGGAGGACGCGGAGCAGACAGUAACGGACGCGUCCUCUUCUUUAUCAUCCUCCUCCUCUGUCUCCGCGCCUCUCCCGUGCGUCCCGGUGCGCGCACAGACGCCGACGCCCUCCUGUGGGGCGGCGGCAACGGCCCCGGAGCAGGGGCUCAGACCGGUUCAGUUCGGAAACCCGGAGGUGGUCUACCAGGCGCUGUACAGCCCCACGCGCCCCGUCAGCCGCGACCACGAACGCUCCUACUUCGACAGACGCUUCAACCUCGGCUCUCCGGUUUCCGCGGAGUCGUUCCCCACACCGGCGGCGCUCACCGGCCUGGAUCACCUGUUCGCCCCGGUGGACCUGAAGAUCGGCUCCAGCAACAGCAGCCGCACCGGCACCGGCGCCGCGGCACCCGCCGUGACGCACCACAGCGCCGGCACCAAGCGGCAGAGCGGCGACGCGGAGCGCAAACACAAACCCGCGGCAAAGAAAACCAAAGCGAUCCGCAAACUGCACUUCGAGGAUGACGUCACCACGUCCCCGGUUCUCGGGUUGAAGAUUAAAGAGGCGCCGGUGGAGCAGAGCAGCCCGGGACCGCAGAGCAGCGGCGGGGACAACAACCCGCUGCAGGGCGGCUUCGUGUGCCAGCUGUGCCGCGAGGCGUACGUGGACCCGUUCGCUCUGGCGCAGCACAAGUGCUCCAGGAUCAUCCGGGUCGAGUACCGGUGUCCCGAGUGCGACAAGGUGUUCAGCUGUCCCGCGAACCUCGCCUCACACCGGCGGUGGCACAAACCGAAGCAGCAGAGCGGAGCCGAGAGCGAAAAAGCGGCAGCGGCAGCCGCCAACGCGGCAGGAAAGAGCGCGCAGGAGGAGGCGAAGGAGUCUAGUGACAGGGACACGCCCAGUCCCGGACCGUCCGAGUCCGGAUCAGAGGAAGGUCUGUACGAGUGUCAUCACUGCGCGAAGAAGUUUAAGCGCCAGGCGUACCUGCGGAAACACCUGACGUCACAGCACGGCUCCGCGAAACCCGCCGCGCACGAGGAAGACGAAGACGAGGACGCGGACGCGGCGCCGCUCAACCUGAGCGCCUCCACCUGUCACGUGUGUCCGGUGUGCGGGGAGAACUUCACCAGCAGGGGGAGUCAGGAGCGACACGUCCGCCUACUGCACUCCUCACAGGUGUUUACGUGCAAGUACUGCCCCGCCCUCUUCUACAGCUCACCAGGACUCACGAGACACAUCAACAAGUGCCACCCGUCUGAGAACCGGCAGGUGAUCCUGCUGCAGAUGCCCCUGCGCCCUGCAUGCUGAUCCCGGGGGAUUACACUGCAAAAAAAAUACACGGCAAAUUCAUCUCUGGAGAAAAACAUGU